Maylandia zebra (zebra mbuna) is the source of this 2360-nucleotide messenger RNA. Its product is annotated as RAC-beta serine/threonine-protein kinase. Gene Ontology annotation, molecular function: protein serine/threonine kinase activity; ATP binding. NCBI's taxonomy places the organism in Eukaryota, Metazoa, Chordata, Actinopteri, Cichliformes, Cichlidae. The record is from RefSeq and is a predicted model, not a curated record. Gene Ontology annotation, biological process: protein phosphorylation.
UGCGUAAAGAGGUACCACUAUGUGACCUAAGCUACGAAGAAGAAACUUCCACGGCGUUUUCCUCGGUGGAUGGCCUGUUCUGGAACUAAACUGUGAAAGCUGCAUUGAAACGAAAUCUGUGUGGGAUAAAGUCACUGAGAUGUGCGUUAAAUUAGGUUUCAUAAUUAAGUUGUGCAAAAUAUAUGAAGUUAAAAGAUUAGCUGACAAACUUUUAACUCAUAGCUAGGUAGAACUGCUAUUUGAUAAUCGCUAUCAGGGCUCUUUCAGCAACCCUACCAGAAGGCAUAUGAUCGCUAACUAGGUGCUGUUGUCACUGUGACUGAGUCUUAAACAUAGUAAGAAUCUACUUUUCCUCCUUCUGACUCUCUCUGGGCAGUCCCUUACCAUGAAUGAAGUCAGUAUAGUGAGAGAGGGAUGGCUUCACAAAAGAGGUGAAUAUAUCAAAACAUGGAGGCCUAGGUAUUUUAUCCUAAAGAGCGAUGGCUCUUUCAUCGGUUACAAAGAGAAACCAGAUUUAAAUGACCAACCUUCCCCACCACUGAACAACUUCUCAGUGGCAGAAUGCCAGUUAAUGAAGACUGAAAGACCCAGACCUAAUACAUUUGUCAUCCGUUGUCUGCAGUGGACCACUGUUAUUGAACGUACUUUUCAUGUAGAAAGCAACGAAGAGAGAGAGGGGUGGAUAAGGGCAAUCCAGUAUGUAGCGAACAGUCUGAAAAUGCAGGAACAGGGGGAAGAGGAACCAAUGGAUGUUCUCAGCUCACCAAACGAAAGCAGCCUGGUGGAGAUGGAGGCAGUUAUAUCCAAGAGCUGCACCAAAGUGACAAUGAGUGACUUUGAAUAUCUGAAGCUGCUUGGAAAGGGUACCUUUGGGAAGGUGAUUCUUGUCAAAGAAAAGACAACUGGAGUACAUUAUGCCAUGAAAAUACUGCGCAAAAUGGUGAUAAUAGCCAAGGAUGAAGUGGCCCACACGGUUACAGAGAGCCGAGUGUUACAGAACACCAAACAUCCUUUCCUCACGACACUGAAAUAUGCCUUCCAAACCCACGAUCGACUCUGUUUUGUAAUGGAAUAUGCUAAUGGAGGCGAGCUCUUCUUCCACCUCUCACGUGAACGAGUCUUCACAGAAGACCGGGCACGUUUCUAUGGUGCUGAGAUUGUAUCAGCACUUGAGUACCUCCAUUCACGUGACGUUGUUUACCGUGAUUUGAAGCUGGAGAAUUUGAUGCUGGACAAAGACGGACACAUUAAAAUAACUGAUUUUGGCCUUUGUAAAGAGGGCAUUACUCCAGAUGCAACAAUGAAAACCUUUUGUGGAACACCUGAAUAUCUGGCUCCUGAGGUCCUAGAAGAUAAUGACUACGGCCGCGCAGUGGACUGGUGGGGUCUCGGUGUAGUUAUGUAUGAAAUGAUGUGUGGCCGAUUGCCUUUCUAUAACCAAGACCACGAGCGCUUAUUUGAGCUCAUCCUAAUGGAGGAGAUCCGCUUUCCUCGGAACCUCUCACCUGAGGCCAAGUCCCUGCUGGCUGGCCUGCUCAAGAAGGAUCCCAAGCACAGGUUAGGAGGAGGUCCCAGUGAUGCCAAAGAAGUAAUGACUCACAAAUUUUUUAUCACCAUCAACUGGCAUGAUGUGGAACAGAGAAAGCUGACCCCCCUCUUCAAACCGCAAGUAACAUCAGAGACAGAUACCCGGUACUUUGAUGAGGAGUUCACAGCACAAACAAUCACACUCACUCCCCCAAACAAGUAUAACAGUCUGGACUGUGAGGACCCCAGCCAAGAAGCUCAUUUCCCCCAAUUCUCCUAUUCUGCUAGCAUAAGAGAGUGAUAGCAUCUCUGCCACACACACACACACGUGUAUAAACACCUUGGUUACAAUCAUACAGCCAUAAAAAUAAGUAGAGCUUUCAUUUUUAAAGAGGUGUUACUCUUAGCACGAUUUCAGUGCCUUACCUGGGAGCCUUAUUGUUAAAAUCUGUCUUUGUCCACAGAAAGGAAAAAGCCUAUCCACAGUGACUAUACUGUAACAUAAGAACUUCACAUAGCCAUCAGUGCAGUUUAACAACAUAAUCAAGACCAUCAGACCUACAAAGAUGGUGCUGCUGUUUGUACCAUUCUUUUUUUCUUUUUCUUUUUAUAUUCAAUGAAUAAGCCAUGCAACUCCCCAUGACACUUGUAAGUCCUCUAAUUCAAUCCUGGCUGUGACCUUUGGUGAAAUAUAUGAAGAAGGGAGGAGAGCAGCAGUUAAUCUUACUAUUACACCAAAAAAUCCUGCAUGUCUGUUUUUUGAACAUUUUUUUCUUCUGUAUUAUUAGCUCAUUGAGUAUUAAGGAAUAAAUUAUAAUAUUAUACAAAUGGAA